This is a messenger RNA of Arabis nemorensis, 960 nucleotides long. Lineage: Eukaryota; Viridiplantae; Streptophyta; Magnoliopsida; Brassicales; Brassicaceae. The record is from the annotation of a GenBank genome assembly.
AUGGCGUCACCUUCUCCGUCUCCAUCCACCGUCGGACGUAAAAGAUCCAAAAUUCUGAUCAAAGAGCCAUUAAAUCCGAGUUUCGCUGACCUUACAUCAUGCCUUUUGGAAGUAAUAAUGUCUCAUCUUGUGUUAAAAGAUAACAUCCGUGCAUCCGUUGCUUGCACGUCAUGGCUUGAAGCCGCAGUAUCGGUCUCAAACGACGUUUUCUUCUUCAAUCCGUUUUCUCGAGAGCUCAUAAGCUUGCCUAAAUGUGAGCUUCCUUUUUGGGAGAUUGCAUUCUCUUGUCCACCUACAUUGGAUACUUGUGUCUUGUUCGCGUUAAAUCGUGUUAUGACACAUAAUGUCACUCUCAGUACUUGUCGUCCUGGUGCAACUGAGUGGAUUACCGAGGAGUUUCCUUAUGAUUUCGAGGACUUGCCUAGUGAUUACGAUCAACGUUACAUGCAUAGUAAGCUUGUCUAUGUCAAUGACCGCUUCUAUUGCUAUAUCGCAGGAAGCUUGUAUUACUUUCACCAGUCUUUGCGCACAUGGAAUUUCCAUUAUGCGUAUACACUACCAUGCCCUUAUUUGCAUUAUAAGCAGCAAUGUGAGUUUGUGGAGAAAGCGGUUUUCUUGGCAGAGAAGGAAGGAGAGAUCUUUGUCGUGUUUACAAGCGGACAUGAGAAGCCAAUGGUCUAUAAACUAGGCUUUUUCGAAUGGGAAGAAAUGAGUAAACCUGAGCUUGACGGCUUGACAAUCUUUGUUAGUUUUUAUAACUCUGAGGUGAGAAGAGAUCUCCCAUGGAUGAGAAACAAUGUCUAUUUCUCAAGGUUUGGCUACAAUCGCAAGUAUUGUGUAUCCUACUCGUUUGAUGAAAGCAAGUACAUACCGCCUAAAGUAUGGCAAAAUUGGCUACAAUAUUGUCCUACUAAUAGCCUCUGGAUCGACCCACCCAAGAAUGUUUUGGACUACUUGUGA